Messenger RNA from Arxiozyma heterogenica, 426 nucleotides. RefSeq lists its product as uncharacterized. Bases 1 to 426 code for a protein of 141 amino acids. Lineage: Eukaryota; Fungi; Ascomycota; Saccharomycetes; Saccharomycetales; Saccharomycetaceae. The record is from RefSeq and is a predicted model, not a curated record. The transcript has a single exon.
AUGAAAGUGUUUGACGGUGGAUACGAUAGAAGAAGCACGGAUCUUAAUGGUGUUGACUACAAACCCGUGAGGAUUCUUGUAGACGUUGGUCGUGAGUCAGAUGCCAAUGGUGGCGAGGAUGGAUUGAGAAUAGACACUCUGCCAUGCAUCAAAUUUGGCAAUACACAACAAGAUGGAAACACUGCCACUUCUUUAACCAAAAGUGACAUGUCUCCCAAGAACAUGAAAGGAACUGAACAAACAACAGGCAAAGAAGAUGAGUAUGUGUCUGUCAAUAGUAAUCUUCCAAUCACUGAACUGCACGAUCCAAAGAACCAGUUGAGUUCCUUGAUUAAGAAUGCAAAAGAGAAUAGGGACUCCCUCAAGCAGAGAAACAGACGAAUCAAUCAAGCCCAACAAUGGUCUAAGAGACAAUAUGGAUGGUAA